This is a messenger RNA of Zerene cesonia (dogface butterfly), 2932 nucleotides long. Its product is annotated as esterase FE4-like. The transcript has 4 exons. NCBI's taxonomy places the organism in Eukaryota, Metazoa, Arthropoda, Insecta, Lepidoptera, Pieridae. Bases 307 to 1980 code for a protein of 557 amino acids. The record is from RefSeq and is a predicted model, not a curated record.
AGUCGAAACUUUUUAUCAACACUCAUUUUUAUCACCACAGAGUACUUACAUUUGUAUAUUAAGCUAAUUGUUUAUUACCCAUAGUAAUAUUCAAUCGUGCGUAAAAAAUAAAUAUUAUUCAAAUUCAAAUCAAAAUUAGUAGUGAAUUAAAAAUAAUACAUUUCCUUGUAAAAUUUUCUUUCAAAUAUGCUAAUUAAGCAUUAAUUACUUUUCCAAUAAGUAUUUAAAAACACUAAUUUAAAUAAAAAAAUACUAGUAAAAAUUAGUCCAGCUUAACAUUGUAAUGUGUCUUAUAUAAUCAAUGUAAUGGUUUUAAGUGUAUUUAAACAUUUACCACUAGUUAGAACUAAACUUAAGAGAUUUUUAUCAACCAUGACAAGUCCUAUAGUACAAAUAAAGGAUGGCCAAUUGAGAGGAAAUGUACAACAAUUAUUUGAUAAUUCUGAAUACUAUAGCUUUAAAGGUAUUCCAUAUGGACAAGCACCUGUGGGAAAACUCAGGUUUAAGGCACCACUACCUGUACAACCUUGGCAAGGUGUUUACAAUGCAACAGAGCAUGGUUCUGUGUGUCCACAAUUUGAUGUUUACACCCGACAAUUACAAACAGGGAGCGAGGACUGUUUGUUCCUCAAUGUUUACACAAAAUCACUGAACCACAACGCAAACAAAGCAGUAAUGGUAUUUAUACAUGGUGGUGCUUAUAUGUUUGGAUCUGGUGAUGAUACUCUACUUGGUCCUGAAUUUUUAGUACAACAUGACAUUGUAUUAGUUACAAUUAACUAUAGACUAGAGGUGUUUGGAUUCCUCUGUUUGGACAUCCCUGAAGUACCAGGGAAUGCUGGAAUGAAAGACCAAGUACUGGCCUUACAAUGGGUCAAAAACAAUAUACAACAAUUUGGAGGUGAUGCUAAUAACAUAACAAUAUUUGGAGAGAGUGCAGGCGCUGCUUCUGUCACAUACCAUCUAAUAUCACCUUUGUCAAAAGGAUUAUUUAAUAAAGCUAUUGCACAAAGUGGAACUUGCACUGUAGACUGGGCGCAAACAAUAAACGCACAAGAUCGGGCUUUUAGACUAUGCAAAGUUCUUGGUAAAGAUACUAGAGACCCUAAGGAGGCUUUGGACUUCUUACAAAGUGUACCCAUGAAGGAUUUAAUCCGGAAAACAUUUAAAACAAUGACCAAAGAAGAGGAACAUAGAGGAUUACCAAUGCAUUUUGUGCCAGUUGUAGAAAAGUUCGAUAAUAAUGCCUUCCUUUCUGAAAAGCCUCAGGACUUAUUAAUUGCUGGUAAAAGUCUUAACAUACCUCUCAUGAUAGGAUACAAUAAUAAGGAAGGCAUGAUAUCGGUGCCCAUGGAAGUCGCAAAGUUAGAAUAUAGGAAUAAAAUCCCAUCGUCAUAUAUACCAAGAAGCAUUUGUAACAACAUAACAGCUGAUAAACUCAAUGAAUUUGGAAAAAGAAUCAAAGAGUUUUAUUGCAACGGUAAAGAUUUUAAUGCUGAAGAUGUUGACAGAGUAUGUUCCUUACUGUCAGAUUUAUAUUUCGUCAGCGCAAUACACAUUUUUACGUAUAAUUAUGCGAAAAAUGCGGAGUCUGUGUAUAUGUAUCGAUUUAAUUUUGAUACAGAGUUGAAUUUACUUAAAUCUAUAAUGGGCUUUAAUAUGAAAGGAGCAUCGCAUGCUGAUGAAUUGUUUUAUUUAUUCUCAAGUAGUUUUAAUAGAGAUACAUAUCGCGAUAAUCCAAGAUUAAAAGAAAUUGUUGAUCAAGUUACAAUGUUAUGGACAGAUUUUGCCAAAAACGGGAAUCCAACAUUGAACAGUCCUGGAAUUAAAUGGAAUCCAUACACAAUAGAUGGGAAGGAAUACUUAAAUAUUGACGAGUAUUAUUCUUCUGGAAAAUAUGCGGAUAGAGAAAAUGUGGAAUUUUGGAAUAAAUUGUACAAAGAAGCUGGGUUGAUGCAUAUAAGCAAAAGUAAAUUAUAGUGGGUUGUUAUUUAUUCAAUUGGUCGGUGAAUGGAGGUUUUGGUGCUGUAGAUUACAAUAAGAGUGUUUAUUGUUACAAUAGGUAUAUCUAUUUAUUUAUUGUAUGCAUAGUUUGGUCUUCUGUCAUAAAAUAAUUCUUCUGUCAUAAAUUUGAUAUAUUCUUCUUGUUAUAAUAUGAGGCUAUUAUGGUUUAAAUGAUAAUUAAGGAUCCAAUAGAUAAAUAGAUUCAAGAAGUAGUGACAUAUACAGUUUCCUUUAGGCGAAAAUGUCCAGCUUAUAGAAAGAGAAGGAUGAUCCCAGUACUCUAUCUAUCUCUAUUGACGUUGUAAACCUUUGAAUUGUACUUCAAUGUUACCACCGCUGAUUCUAAAAGAAAAAGAUGAAAUAAAUGGGGUACCACUAUCUUCCUUCUCUUAAGGUCAGCUGAAGGGAUGAUAUAGAUAGUGGUGGUUCGAGACAAGUCAGGGUUCGAGACCAGGCGAGUGACUGGUUUUGUGGUAUGGGAUAUUGGGUCAAUUAGUAGAAUGUAGUAUUUAUUUAGAAUAUUCUUAGCAAGACUUGUAAGUUUAUAUUUGAAAAAUAUAAACGGCUGAAAAGUUGUUGUUAAAACUGUUAAUGAGAUCAAUGAGUAUUUUAUGUAUGUUUAUAAAGUAAUUCUAGUUUUUAUAGCAAUAUUUACAAUAAUAUACAGUUAAUAAAAAAAUAAAUAUUUUUGAUAUGAAUCUUUAAAUUCGAGAGAUAUAGAUAGUGUGGUUUAGAAACCAUGCUAUAUGAAAGAAAAGUUUAUCAACCACUUCUAGUCAAUAUGACUAUAUCAUAAUAUACAGGCAAUUAGAAUUGAGAUGACCUAUUUAAUGUGAGAGUUGCAUCAAUGAUAUAUUAUUAUUAAUUAAGAUAUUUAACUGAUGUGAUAUACUUGGGGAAUGUUUUUACAUUAUUAUAUAUUUAAAAU